Molecule: messenger RNA, 3321 nt
Organism: Symbiodinium sp. CCMP2592
Lineage: Eukaryota; Dinophyceae; Suessiales; Symbiodiniaceae
Source: the annotation of a GenBank genome assembly
AUGUGCCGCUUACAUCACAUUGACGACCCUGGUGAGUUCAGGUCUACUCUCUCCUCACCUGUUGGGAAUGUGCAGCACGUUCUCUUCGUGCCGGUUGUGCCAACCACACAUCCUAAUGCUCGAUUCUGGCUGCUGCACUGGGGAGAUGCGGCUGUUGUUACUUUUGGGCAUACCCCUUUUCAUUGGGAUGUUGUCUCCGCUCACAUCCGGGCCCUGUUCCCGGGGGGACCUUUGCCAGACCGUUGCCCAGCUCUUUCCUUUGCAGGCCAGUUUUAUCCGCCUGGAGCUCCCUUGCCUGACUUCCCGUCUGGAGCUGUCAUUCAGAUCAUCAUCGGCGCUCUUGCGCGAAUUCCGGGAGAUGAUGAUCCCUGGAACCCGGACCCGCUAGUCAUUGACAGCCCCUUCUUCCGACAUGUGCCCAGUCGUGGUCCUGCGCUGGAACCGGCCAUACGGCUUGAUGGGCGUGGCAAUCGACUUGCUGAUGGCGCCUCGCAAACUCCCCUGGUAGAUCAAGGCGUCCAGACUGAUCUCUCAGGUAACGGUACUGGUCUCGACCAUGCUACUGUCUCACGGGUUCAUCUGCUGUCCCGUGAACUCUCUUUCCAUACAUCACGACUCUGGGCUGGGCUUGCGGAGCCUGAUGCUGAGCCCGUCGGAGACUCCCCCUCCGUUCUGAGGUUGUCCUCCCAAAGCGCGUGUGCUGCUGCCUCUGCCCCGAACGUCGAUUUGCUUGAUAUCGGAAGUACUUCUGGCAGCCGCAAGCUGGCUCUGCCGUACUUUGUUAGUUGGGUCUUAGUCGGGGCACAACUUGGUUUUCGGGGGGUUGCGUUCGGGAGCUUUCUUGCUCUUGCAACUGUCAGUGAUGGCUCCAUUAUUUUCCCCCCGCAGGAGUGUUCGGACGAGGAGCAGUCUGAUGAGGAAGGUCCCCCUCCUGUCCAAGCUGAGAACAUGUCUGCCGCUGAUGGUGCACCAGUCCCUUUCACCACUCCAGCUGGACCUCCUCCACCGGAGCCGGUGAACGCCCCCUUUCAACCCCGUUUGCGCUAUCUUCGUGCGGCCCGCCCUCUUGAGGAUUAUGCUCUCGGACUUUGGCCCUCCACCCUUGAUCGGGAGCCGGCUGCCGAUGAGGACGUUGUUAGACGGGUCCAAGCAGAUUUGCUUGGACUACAACGAGGCUUACGCACAUUUGCCGCUGCCAUACCACUUGGCACUCCCUUUUGUAUCCACAACCCCUUCACUGCCAGACAGCAAUGCGACAUUGUGGAAUACUCCGCUGGGCCGGAGCUUAAUCCCUUUGUCCUGUUUCAAGGACAUGCACGUAGCCGUGGUUGGGCCGGGAUGGUCUUGCUCAUGCCGCAGCCCGAUGCCACAGCUGUGCACCUCAUCGGCUGCCCGCAGGCGCCGGGCAAUGUCGCGGUAGGUGUCGUCAUUGACGGACGCCUCCUUCCAUGCUGCCUUCCUGCUUGUGUCGCCUGUGCAGCGCUCCAGGCGCUUUACCUUGACGGCCAUGAAUAUGAUCUCCGACCUCCUGAGGUUCAGGAAGAAACUGCUGUUGUACAAUUUCGCAAUGGUGACUGUCUGGCGGCGGGGCGCCGCCCAUCCCGCCGGCUACCCUCCCAGCAGGAUGUGCACGAUGCCACUGCAGAAACCUUGGGGGUUGGCACUGCUGCCGCAGCAACGGACACCUGCCACACUCAGGCCUGGGCCCAGUUUCGCAAUGAUGAUCCGGGUUGGGCGGCAGACUACUUUCCGGUCUGGCCAGGGCCUGCAUUCAAUGAACUUUCAGUCGUCCCAGUCGGACAUGAUCCUGCACUUGUCACCAUUAUGCUUGUCUGGGGAGGCCACCAUCGGGCAACACUCACGCCCCGAACUAUGACGGUGGCGUGGUUGACUUCCUUUGUUGCCCGCCAUAUCAACAGUGAAGUAGGCGGGCUCUCACUUCCCCACGGGUUGGCGGUUUGUGAAUUUUUCGAUGUCCCGCCAGCUGCUUUUCGGUUCCGCAACGGGGACGUCGUUUAUAUCCAUGAUCCCCCAGCGGACCCUGAUGAGCCGUUAGAGUUUGUUGAGCCUUGGCACCUCCAAGAUGGACUCGCGGCACAUCAUGCUCCAUGGGCGGUGGGAUUCCAGCUUAUGUUUCCGAUUUCGGUUCACCUGCUCCGUCCUGAGAAACCGCCACUGCUCACGAGCAUCCCGGCCGGAGAAUCGUGGUGUCCUGAGGCAUUUUCGUUUUCUGGGGAUUUUAGACACCAAUUUCCGGGCUUUUGGACGCCGGUUCAGUGGACGAGUGCUCGUGCCCUGCAGCUUAUGGCGGUUAACGAGGUUGCAGCUAAGGUUAAUGUUGUAGCAGCUACUCCAGAAGGGCGGCUGUGCCGAUCGGUUGAUCGUGUUGCGUCCCGUGACAGCCUCGCUGCUCAGUUGCGGUUCUGCCCUGCGACGGUUCUGGUUGGCGGGGUCCCGUCAUAUGCCAUGGAGCAAGCUUGCGAACUCCGCAACGGGGAUGUGAUUUUCGGAGAAUUUGCUCGAGGUGACUGUGCGACUGCCUCCUGUCGCCUCGGCUGGUGGUUGGGAACUGCCUUUGCUCUAUCACAUCUGACCAUGGCACGCCAGUUCCUGCUUGUCCUUGCUGUUGGCCUCAUGCAUGGUGGCCAGUCUUCGAGUCUCGGGGCCGGUGCUAUGUUUUUACUGCCGUCAGCGGCGGCCAUGAUUCAACAGGCACCUGCAGCCCCCUUGGCAGCUCCGGUUAUCCCUGCUGCCACUGUUAACCGAGUCACCCUCACUUUGGCCAAUCCCUUUGCGCCCUGGCAACGCGUUGAAGUUGACCCCAGUAAUGCCUUUGAGGAUGUCAUCGCGGAUGCACAUCACACCUUGACGUCAUGGCAUCGGGGGUUUGCUGAAUCCGGGUUGGUGUCCGAUGGUUCGCAUGUUCUGGUCCCGAGACCAGGUGACGUGAUAGCAGUCCGGCUUUUCCAGUCGGACCCUUCAGCAGGGCCACGCGAGACGCCCGUCUUCUUGACCUGGGGAGCUGCACAUGCCGCCUCAGCAUGGCAUUCUGACUUUAUUGUCGCUCACGCCUCCUGUGUGCUGCUGUGGUCACCUAGCCGACCCACUCGGGUCGCUCUCCUCCGACACCAAGCGCGGUGGAAUGCUGCUGAGGCCACCGUUUGCCAACACGAGGAGGCCUUGGGAGUCCACCGCUGGGCGCCCUGGCUUGUUGAGCAAGCCACUGCUUUUGGGCUACUGAGGAAGCCAGUGUACGUGACGGUGAUUGGUGGGUUCAUUCCCUUGCAGCUGGACUGCUCGGGCGUCGGCUGCCUACGCUAG